CUUUCUUAAAGUUUCAUCUUAGAUGUAAUACUUAUCCUAAAAUCUUUUCUCCAACCAACAUCCCAAAAGAGAAAUUUGGACACAAAAAUCAAAAUACCAUGUUCAUUAUUUUGUCUCAAUUUUUCCAAAAUUUGUUAAAAUCAGAACCAUAAAUCAUAAAUAUAAAAUGUCUGGUUUGUUUCUUGGAAUUCUGUGUAUUACAAAAAGGGGUUAUCAGUUCAGAUCAUUUGAUUCACUUGCCCCUUCCACUUCUUCCACGCAUUUGAAGGAGCAGAUAGAGCAAAGAAUUAUAGGAAGCUAUGGCUAUAAUGAUGAAGAUCUAGGUGAAAAAGCUAGGAAAGCCAAGCAGAGACUGGAUCAGAGGCUAAGAAGGUCUAAAAGUAAAGAAGAAAGAUUCAAGGAUGUCGAAAACGAGCAAGUAGAAUCAAAUAAUUUGCAGAAGAAAGAGAUGGCUGGAAUGAAGCAAAAUGGGAUAAAGACAUUUAGCAGGGUAAUAAAGCAAUGGAAGGAUAUAGAAAAUGAUGAAUGCACCAUUUGUUUGGGCCAAUUCAAGGUUGGUGAUAACCUAAUGCAUUUGCAAUGUGACCACAAAUUCCAUUCAUGUUGUUUGGUUCCAUUGUUGGAGAAUUAUGCUUAUUGCCCUUGCUGCAGAAUGGAUAUUGUCACUUGAAAAAAAUGUAUCGCGCAUAGUUUGUAUAUAUAUGGGAUAUGAAAUGAGCUUAAAUGAAGAAGUCGGGAUUCAUAUAGUUGACCCCAACUUAUUUUGAAGUGGCGAUUCAUAUAACUGAUCCUAACUUGUUUGGAACUGAGGCAUAGUUAUUGUUGUUGUUUGCAAAGUUUGUAUAGAUCAAGUUUGAAAUAAGAGGACUGUAUCAUUGGAUCAAGUAGUCCUACCUUUUUUUGUGUUUGAAAUAAGUCAGUGGUUGGUCCAUUUGGUUGCUUGAGAAGUGUAAGAUAUUUAGGACUUUCAUUAACAUAUUAGAUUUAGAAAUUAUGUGAUUUGAA
Messenger RNA from Solanum dulcamara, 1005 nucleotides. RefSeq names its product probable E3 ubiquitin-protein ligase RHY1A. The coding region runs from base 167 to 670 and encodes 167 amino acids. The record is from RefSeq and is a predicted model, not a curated record. NCBI's taxonomy places the organism in Eukaryota, Viridiplantae, Streptophyta, Magnoliopsida, Solanales, Solanaceae. The transcript has 3 exons.